Messenger RNA from Phyllostomus discolor (pale spear-nosed bat), 1259 nucleotides. It is a transcript of the gene MIXL1, whose product is annotated as Mix paired-like homeobox. Lineage: Eukaryota; Metazoa; Chordata; Mammalia; Chiroptera; Phyllostomidae. The transcript has 2 exons. The coding region runs from base 528 to 1256 and encodes 242 amino acids. The record is from RefSeq and is a predicted model, not a curated record. Gene Ontology annotation, molecular function: DNA-binding transcription activator activity, RNA polymerase II-specific; RNA polymerase II cis-regulatory region sequence-specific DNA binding. Gene Ontology annotation, biological process: hematopoietic progenitor cell differentiation; endoderm development; regulation of transcription by RNA polymerase II.
GCUGUUUGACCAACCUGGCCCAGGGUCUAGCACGUAUCAGGGGGGGUAAAUAAAUGCCUUUGAAGAUGACAGGCGGGACCGCGGGCAGGGCUCACCACCAAGCCCUGCGACAGAUAGGCUGGCCCAAGGCCCCCCGCGCCGAGUGGGUGACCUGACCCCUGGGGGAGGGGGUCACUCUGCCCCACUAGCCUAGGCCGUCGGGGUCCCAGGCCUCCCCUCCCAGAGCACAAGCGUCCCCGGGGAUGUUGAUUGCGGCCGAGGGGCUGGCGGGCGGAUGGACGAGGGAGGGCCCGGGAGGGGGCUCCGGGCCCAAGUUCGCGCCUCCCUCCCCGCAUCCCACGGGCAGCGGAAGCGAUUAUUCCCGCCGGUGUCUGGCGGGGCCAGGGGAGGGCUCACACCCCGAGAGCCACGGGUCUCCCUGCGUCCACCCCUUUGAUCGCCCGCCACCCUGGUCCCCUCCCUGGGCCCUGGGGUCCGUAUAACCGUAGCCUGUGCCCUGCUCGGGGGCACACCAGGGUCGGGCAGCGAUGGCCGCGGCAGGGUCCCGCCAGUUCCAGCUCGGGGACAGCGCCGCAUUCCCGGUGUACCGGCCAGUUCACACGGGCGGGACGCUCCUGCCGCCCCCGGGCCCCGCCACCGCCCCGCUGCACCCCGCGAACCCCUCGGGCCCCGGCCCGGAUCGCGGCGCCCCGGCCGCCUUUGCCGGCUUCCUGGGGAGGAGCCCGGGCCCCGGCCCCGCCGCACUGCCCCCCGCCGGCCUGGACCCGCCAGCGCCCCCGAAAGGCGCGGCCGCCCCGUCGGCCUCUCAGCGCCGCAAGCGCACGUCGUUCAGCCCCGAGCAGCUGCAGCUGCUGGAGCUGGUUUUCCGCCGGACCAUGUACCCCGACAUCCACCUGCGCGAGCGCCUGGCCGCGCUCACGCUGCUCCCCGAGUCCAGGAUCCAGCAGGUUUUCUGUCCCCUGCUCCAGGUGUGGUUCCAGAACAGGCGCGCCAAGUCUCGGCGCCAGAGCGGGAAACCCUUCCAGCCUGCGGGCCGGCCGGAGCUCCUCCUCCCCCACCCGGCCCACGGAACUGAAGCCGGACGUUUGCGGCCCCAGCUGCCCGUCGAGGUGGCCGAUUCCAACAGGGUCGGAGGGGGCAGCUCUGACCUUAGCUCGCAAGGUCAGCGCUGUGAAACCUAUUCGCUCCCGGAAGACAUUGGUUCCAAGCUGGACUCCUGGGAGGAACACAUCUUUUCUGCCUUUGGUCACUCCUGAGGA